Messenger RNA from Vavraia culicis subsp. floridensis, 466 nucleotides. RefSeq lists its product as uncharacterized. The record is from RefSeq and is a predicted model, not a curated record. Gene Ontology annotation, molecular function: small ribosomal subunit rRNA binding; structural constituent of ribosome. Gene Ontology annotation, biological process: translation. The coding region runs from base 1 to 450 and encodes 149 amino acids. NCBI's taxonomy places the organism in Eukaryota, Fungi, Microsporidia, Pleistophoridae. The transcript has a single exon. Gene Ontology annotation, cellular component: ribosome; nucleolus; cytosolic small ribosomal subunit.
AUGACACGCAUGCACACCAACUCGAAAGGAAAGUCGCAGUCAACCCUGCCAUACCACACCUUUUAUCCAUCGCAUAUUACCAAAACAAAGCAGGAAGUGAUUGACAAGAUACUCACGCUUGCACGCAAGGGUAUACCUGCCUCACAAAUAGGUAACAUACUAAGAGAUGAGGAGGGAGUUGGGCAGAUAAGUGCAAUCACGCAUACCACACUGGUUAGGAUCCUUAGAUUACACAACUUGAUGCCUGCCAUUCCUGAGGAUCUUAACGCAUUGGUCAAGAAGUGUACGAACAUGAGGGCGCACUUGCAAAAAUUUAGGAAUGACAAGGAUCAGAAAUACAGGCUUAUACAAACUGAGAGCAGGUUGUACAGGCUUGCAAGGUAUUACAAGAAAAGGAGUGUUCUUGAUGCUAAGUGGAAGCCUUCGUUCUUGCUAGCAGCAUCUAAAUAAAAGCUUUUAUUGGACA